Gadus chalcogrammus (walleye pollock) is the source of this 2653-nucleotide messenger RNA. Its product is annotated as extracellular calcium-sensing receptor-like. Gene Ontology annotation, biological process: G protein-coupled receptor signaling pathway. The coding region runs from base 1 to 2589 and encodes 862 amino acids. Gene Ontology annotation, molecular function: G protein-coupled receptor activity. The record is from RefSeq and is a predicted model, not a curated record. Lineage: Eukaryota; Metazoa; Chordata; Actinopteri; Gadiformes; Gadidae. Gene Ontology annotation, cellular component: membrane. The transcript has 6 exons.
AUGCUGCAGUUAGCGAACCUGCUGCUUCUCUCUCUGCUGGCUGUCAGAGGCAAGGAAUCCGUGUGUCGAACAUACGGCACUAAAGAACUCUCUCAGUUUUCAAAGGAAGGGGACAUCAACAUAGGAGGCAUUUUCUCCUUCCAUCAGAAUCCAGUCAGUGUCAACCCGUCUUUCCAGGUUGACCCGGGAAGCGUGCAAUGUAAUGGACUGGAUCCAGGUGAACUACAAUAUGCAUACACCAUGAUGUUUGCUAUAGAGGAGAUCAACAACAGCUCUGAGCUGCUUCCAGGGAUAACACUGGGCUAUAGCAUCUUUGACUCUUGCCCAAGCAUCCCUCUCUCUGUCAGAGCCUCUCUCAACUUAAUGAACGGAUGGAAUGGUAUGGAAGGGGAAGGCAGCUGCAAGAAGCUAACCGUUCAGGCAGUCAUUGGAGAAACCACCUCCACCUCCACUAUAGGUAUAGCGAGCACCAUGGGGGCCUUCCAUAUACCUGUGAUAAGUCAUUCAGCCACCUGUGCAUGCCUUAGCAACAGAAAAGAAUAUGAGUCCUUCUUCAGAACUAUCCCCAGUGACCUUUACCAGAGCCAAGCACUGGCAAAGCUUGUGAAGCACUUCGGUUGGACCUGGGUAGGGGCGAUCCGAACAAACAGCGACUAUGGGAAUGGUGGAAUGGCUACCUUCCUGAAGGCAGCUAAAAAGGAAGGUGUAUGUGUCGAGUACUCAUUGCCCAUUUACAGAACUGACCCAAGGAAGUGGUUCCUGAAGGUGGUAGACAUCAUCAAAAAGUCGUCCUCUAAGGUUAUAGUUGCAUUUGCUGAUGGCACUGAUCUAGACAUCCUCAUUAAAGAGCUGUACCUCCAGAAUGUGACCGGACUUCAGUGGGUGGGCAGUGAGGGCUGGAUAACAUACCGUUACAUUGCUUCCCCAGUGAACUAUGCUGUGGUGCAGGGUGCUGUUGGUUUUGCUGCACACAAUGCUCAUGUCCCUGGACUACAGGAGUUCCUGGUCAAUAGCAGGCCAUCUACACAGCCAUAUGACCAGGGGCUGGUGGAGCUGUGGGAGAAUGUGUUCAGCUGCACACUCAUUCCUGGGGCCGAAGCUCCGGCCCAGGAUUUAGUCACAUCCUGCAGCGGGAAGGAGUCUCUGCGGGAGACAGAAUCCCGCUUCACAGAUGUAUCUGAUGCUAGUCUGCUGAAUAAUAUCUACAAGGCCACAUAUGCUGUGGCCCAUGCAUUGCACCAGUUGCUCACCUGCCAAGAUGCAAAGGGUCCCUUUGAGAACAACUCAUGUGCAGACAGGGGCAACAUAGAACCAUGGCAGGUGCUGCAUUACCUGACGCAGGUGAACUUCACCACUAAGAUCGGUGAGACUGUGUCUUUUGAUGACAUGGGAGACCCAGCGGCCCGCUACGCCCUGGUGAACUGGCAGAUGGAUGAAUCCAGCUACAUCCGAUUUGAAACAAUUGGCGACUACGACGCCUCGCAAGCUGAGGGCCAGCAGUUUAAAAUGAAGCCAGCUGUCAGCGCUGUCUGGGCUGGUCAACAGACACAGGUUCCCCGAUCUAUAUGCAGUGAGAGCUGUCUACCAGGGACUCGGAGGGCUUUCGUCAAGGGAAAAGCUAUCUGCUGUUUUGAUUGCAUCCCCUGUGCUGACGGGGAGUUCAGCAACAGCACAAAUGCAGUGAAAUGUGACAAAUGCCCUCCUGAGUACAAGUCCAACACGAAGAGAAAUAACUGUGAUUUGAAAGCUAUUGAGUUUCUAACAUUCAGAGAACUCAUGGGUAUUUUAUUAGUAACAUUUUCUGUGUUUGGAGCCUGUUUGUCGAUAACCAUAGCACUGAUAUUUUACCACUACCGACUGACUCCAAUAGUCAGGGCAAACAACUCUGAGCUGAGCUUCCUGCUGCUCUUCUCCUUGACUCUGUGUUUCCUGUGUUCUCUGACCUUCAUCGUCCGUCCCUCAGACUGGUCCUGUAUGCUUCGCCACACAGCUUUUGGGAUCACCUUUGUCCUCUGUAUCUCUUGUGUUCUGGGGAAAACUAUAGUGGUGCUAAUGGCCUUCAGGGCUACAUUACCCGGUAGUAAUGUUAUGAAAUGGUUUGGUCCAACUCAGCAGAGACUCAGUGUAUUGGCUUUCACUCUCAUACAGGUUUUGAUUUGUAUUCUUUGGUUAACAAUUAAUCCUCCAUAUCCCAUUAAGAAUAUGGAAACCUAUAUGGAUAAGAUCAUACUAGAAUGUGCCCUAGGAUCCCCUAUAGGGUUCUGGGCUGUGUUGGGGUACAUAGGGCUCCUAGCUAUGUUAUGUUUCAUACUGGCUUUUCUGGCCAGAAAGCUGCCUGAUAACUUCAAUGAGGCCAAAUUUAUCACCUUCAGCAUGGUGAUAUUCUGUGCAGUCUGGAUCACCUUCAUCCCUGCUUAUGUCAGUUCUCCUGGGAAAUUCACUGUAGCUGUGGAGAUAUUUGCAAUUCUAGCUUCAAGCUAUGGGUUGUUAUUUUGUAUUUUUCUUCCCAAGUGCUACAUUAUAUUGCUUACACCAGAGAAAAAUACAAAGAAACAUUUGAUGGGCCAGAUAACACCAAGAACAUUAUAGAUGACAUUGCAUCAUAUAUACACACUGUAUUCAACAAUAUUGGAAAUGUUGUUUUCUUUUAAGU